Phycomyces blakesleeanus NRRL 1555(-) is the source of this 1269-nucleotide messenger RNA. RefSeq lists its product as hypothetical. Gene Ontology annotation, cellular component: cytoplasm. The transcript has 12 exons. Gene Ontology annotation, molecular function: GTPase activity; GTP binding. Bases 28 to 1131 code for a protein of 367 amino acids. The record is from RefSeq and is a predicted model, not a curated record. Lineage: Eukaryota; Fungi; Mucoromycota; Mucoromycetes; Mucorales; Phycomycetaceae. Gene Ontology annotation, biological process: cytoplasmic translation.
CCAACUUGUAGAAAGAAAUAAUUCAUCAUGUCUCUCGUUGACAAAAUCAAGGAAGUUGAAAAUGAGAUGGCCAAGACCCAAAAGAAUAAGGCUACGUCUUAUCAUUUGGGUCAACUCAAGGCAAAACUCGCCAAGCUGAAGCGUGAUUUGCUUAUGCCCACCAGUGGUGGUGGAGGAGGUGGUGGUGUCGGUUUCGAUGUCGCCAAGACUGGUGUGGCUCGUAUUGGUUUCGUUGGUUUCCCUUCCGUCGGUAAAUCCACUCUCAUGUCCAAGCUUACUGGCACUCACUCUGAAGUCGGUGCCUACGAGUUCACAACCUUGACCACUGUUCCUGGUGUUGUUCAAUAUAAGGGUGCUAAACUUCAGAUUCUCGAUCUUCCUGGUAUUAUUGAAGGUGCCAAGGAUGGCAAGGGUCGUGGUCGUCAAGUUAUUGCUGUCGCCCGUACUUGUUCGCUUAUCUUCAUUGUGUUGGAUGUUCUCAAGCCAAUGACUGAUAAGAAGAUCAUUGAGAAGGAAUUGGAAGGUUUCGGUAUUCGUUUGAACAAGAAGCCCCCAGCCAUUAUCUUCAAGAAGAAGGAAAAGGGUGGUAUUUCGAUCACAAACACCGUUCCUUUGACACACAUUACUCCCGAAGAAGUCAAGGCUGUCUUGAGUGAAUACAAGAUCCACAAUGCUGAUAUUACUUUCAAGGAGGAUAACACCAUUGAUGAUUUGAUUGAUGUUGUCGAGGCUAACCGUAUCUAUAUCCCCUGUAUCUAUGUUUUGAACAAGAUUGAUCAGAUCUCCAUUGAGGAAUUGGACCUUAUCUACAAAAUUCCCAAUGCUGUGCCAAUCAGUUCACACCACGAAUGGAACUUUGACGAGUUGUUGGAAACUAUGUGGAAGAAAUUGGCUCUUGUAAGAAUUUACACCAAGCCCAAGGGACAACUUCCCGAUUAUGAGGAACCAGUUGUCAUGACAUCAGACAAAUCAUCCGUAGAAGAUUUCUGUAACAACAUUCACAAGUCCAUUAUGGAACAAUUCAAGUGUGCCUAUGUCUGGGGUUCUUCUGUAAAGCAUAACCCCCAGAAGGUCGGUAAGGAACAUAUCCUUCAGGAUGAGGAUGUCGUUCAGAUUGUGAAGAAGAUUUAAUUAUAAAACACUCAAAAAAUUAAUAAACGAAUAUUACAUAUAUAUAUGUAUGUAUGUAUAAAUAUAUAUAUGUAAAUGAACAUAUAAAGAAAUAAAGAAAUAAAUGUAAAAAAAGUACAAUUCAAUCUACAUAUCCAU